Kwoniella botswanensis is the source of this 2406-nucleotide messenger RNA. RefSeq lists its product as uncharacterized. The record is from RefSeq and is a predicted model, not a curated record. The coding region runs from base 1 to 2406 and encodes 801 amino acids. Gene Ontology annotation, molecular function: transcription coregulator activity. The transcript has 2 exons. Lineage: Eukaryota; Fungi; Basidiomycota; Tremellomycetes; Tremellales; Cryptococcaceae. Gene Ontology annotation, cellular component: Z disc; nucleus.
AUGUCCCUGUUCGCCCCUCGACCUGAAACGGAACGUGCCUCCGUCCUCCUACCCAACGUCACCUGCUCAUCCUGCUCAGCAUCUAUACCUCUAUCAACACUAGGUGAACACGUUUGCGCCGCUGCGUCUCCUCGAGGUCUGGCCAAUCGAAAUGUUCCUAGACCAUCUCAGAUAUCUAUCCCACAAGCUCGACCCGCCAUGGCUCGACAGCCAUCAUCACAAGGACGCGGUCCUUCACCUACCAAUGUUCCACCGCCUUUCGCUGGACCCUCCAGUGCUCACCCUUCGCCAUCGGAAUUCUCCAUACCUCGACGACCUUCCGCAACGAACCUCUCACCUCAUGACGGUCCAUCCGGCUCUUACUCUGCUUAUUCUAUCCCAGUCAAGACCCCUUCUCCCACAAAUCCAUUCUUCCCCCAUCCCGAUCAAGCUCAAGCUGGCAGUUCCGUUCAUGGCUUAGGUAUGGGUGCGGUAGAACCCCAAUCCUCCCCGAUGAUAGACACGACCAGCGGAGGAGAGUCCGGAAUGGCUGGAGUAGGUAGAAGGGCUUUCGCUGCCGCUGCUUGGGGUGUGAGAGCCGGAGUUGCACUAGCGAAACAGCAUAUUGAAGCUCCUGCUACAUCUCCUUCUUACCAGACAAACAAUCCCGCUUGGCCUCAACCACAACCUGCAUCCCAGUCUUCCGCUCGAGAGCCCGCUAUCUUACCUAAAGUUCCACUUAGCGGAAGACAGCUCACUGGACCAAGUCCGACUUUCGGCGCUAGACCUGAGAUGCAUCACUCGCAUACUGCUCCAAUGGUACCAACCCAUUCCUACUCUCCACCAAGAGCCAACCCUGCCUCUCCACCUAGAAGGUCGGCCUCAGCCAUGUCUCACCGAUCCAAUCCUUCUUCGCCACCUCGCCGCAAAGAAUCGCUAUCAUCAAAGGCCAGCAGUCGAUCGGGUCAGGGUGAAAGUAUCUCUCAGCUUCUCAGAGCAAGAACCAAAACUGCACCUGCUAAAUCCAAUAAACCAGGUUUUUUUGAUAAAGUGAAAGAAAUGCACGAACGAAGUAAUACGGUAUCGCCUGUAUUGGGCAUAGGAAUGGCCAGAAGUACUUCGGGCGGAAGUGGAAGUGGUCGAAUAACAUCAAGUCCGCAGACUACGACAUUCGAUCUGGAAGAUGAUGAUUACGACGAUCAACAAUCUGCUUUACCUUGGGCUACGCCGUCUUUAGAUGAAUCGCCCAUGAUGAACCGCGAUAAAGCCAAUGGGAUGAAACAUCAUCGAUACCCCACGGCGGGUAGUGAGGCUUCGAGCAGUUCCUCGAGCUCUAGAUCGGGUAGAUGGGGACCGACCAGCGGAGAAUCAGAAGAAGUGGUGACUCCCUCGCAAAGCUUAGAGAUGCUUUCUGAUCGAGUAUCGUCAAAGAGUAAUCACGAAGCGGGGAUGAGGUCGUUCAAUACCAAUGCCGGCGGUGUGAGUAUGGAAGGAAGAGAUAUAUUAGAUCAGAUUGGUGAAGAAGAUGAAGAAGAGGAUGAAGGUGAUAUGGUAGUCUUCGGUACACCCACAUCGAGGAAUAUCAAAGAUCCGCAUCAGCAUCAGCAUCAUAAUCAGAAAUAUCUCCCUAAUUCUCAUUCCACUUCUACAAUAACUUCUGUUCGACCCUAUCUUCCUACUACCGUCCCUCAUUCUUCACCCAACCGGAUCAAAGGUCUUCCUUCAUCUAACGAAAAUACACCUAUAAAAUCGCGCUCUAAUUCGCACUCGCAUUCGCAUAAAUCGUCCACAUCCUCUUCCAACAGUAUAUCCUCUACCACCAUUUCGUCGAAUACCCAAAGACGUAACAAGGUAUGUGUGAAAUGUGGUGAUGCCGUCGGAGGAUCCAAGAGAUUCGUAGAGAGAGAUGGAAUAGUACUAUGUGAGAAAGAUUGGAAGAAGAUGUACCUACCUUCCUGUAGACGAUGUAAUUUACCCAUAGAGAAAUCGGCUGUAUCAAGUUCGGAUGGACAACUUAAAGGGAAAUGGCAUCGAACUUGCUUUACUUGUUUCAAAUGUGAUAAACCAUUUGAAGGUGAUGAUUUCUAUGUAUUAAAUGGAAGACCCUUCUGUCAAUUCCAUUAUCACGAAGAAAACGGUACUCUGUGUGCAUCUUCUUCAUGCCAUCAACCAAUUGAAGGAUCAUGUAUAGUAACUCCCGGUCCUAAUCCUCAGAGAUUCCAUCCUGGACAUCUGAAAUGUGAUCAUAGAGGUGGAGUAUCAGGUGUUCAUAAUUGUCGUGAACCCAUGGAUGAAUAUUAUGAGAUUGACGGCUCGAGGUAUUGCGAAAGACAUGUUGGAGAGGCGUUGAAAGGGAAUAGAUCGAUGAAAGCUGAAAAGAGAAGAACGAGGUUGGUUGAUCUACCAUUCGGUGUUGGUGGGUUUUAG